GAAAAUUACGUAGUUCGCCCACCCUGAAAACGUUGAUAAGUUAAAGAUCAAACCACAUUUGAUACACAUUAGGAUUUAGGAAUGAAAAUCUGCUACAAUUUUCGUUCAUGCUUAUAUUCGAUCAGAGUUUGAUAAAGUCAACGCAAAAAUUGAAAACGGAGGGUUGAAAUCAAGAGAAAUGUUGUUAUUGUUUGUGUCAAUGUGACAAAUGACCACCUGAUGGAUAUGAUCCAGUGUAAUGACGCCAAGGCGCGAAACUUUAUAAGAUUAUUCAACUACAUAAUGAAAAUCAUGUUAAAACCACGAGAAGUUAAACUUGAAUCCUAACUUCAUUAGUAUUUUCUCUGAUAGCAUAAUUUUUAAUUUUGUAAAUAUGCAUUAAAGAUGACCUUUAAGCGAAAAUCUAAAAGGAAAGGGAGAAAAAUUGUUAAUUACACUGAUAUAAGCUCCAAUUGUGAAAGUGAUGGUAAUGUAUUGUACAUACAGUGAUCUCAUAGCUACGUAGCUAUUAAUGAAAAUUAUAAUUGCUCUGUUUUACAGUAAAGUAUGUGGUUAUACACUCUGGUUUACAUAGGCCUUCCGUCCGUGAAAAGUUGUACCAAAGAGAUAUAGAAAAAGCAAUUGAAAUGUCACUAAUGAAUACACCUUAUGACAGAAAGGAUAAUGAUGUUGGACAAAAUGAAAGCAGUCAUAUCAAAAUAAAUAGUGAAGGUAUCGAUGAUGAUGCACGCGACACCUGCGAUGCACGUGACACCUGCGAUGCACGUGACACCUGCGAUAAGAGUAGUGCUAAAGUGAACAAGAUUCAUGACAAUGAUGUCGAAAGUGAUUCCAAUGAAGAGAAAAUUGUGAACCUGAAGAACGGCAAGAAAAUGUCUGGUGGGAGUCAUAUGUUUUCCGAGUCAUCCGACUACAAAUGCACCCCUGUUGAUGGUACAAAGGAGAAAAAGUCAUCACCUAUAAAUUCUUCGAAAGAGAACUUUGAACAUUCGAAAAAUGAAGGGAAAAUUUCCACAUUUUAUUCACCAUAGUUUCUACAGUUCUUACUCGCUACAUAGUCACUGACAUUUCUUUAGCUGUAACCCACUUCACUAGCAAGUUCGCUUUUGGAGUAGCAUUGAUCUUUCGACAUUACCAAUACCAUUCCACGACAUUCAACAUUGAUUCUUGGCUUUGGACGUAUAAUUCAGUAAUUUGUCUAGAUUCUUCUUAUCCACUGAAUAAUUUUUCUUU
This is a messenger RNA of Xenia sp. Carnegie-2017, 1233 nucleotides long. RefSeq lists its product as uncharacterized. NCBI's taxonomy places the organism in Eukaryota, Metazoa, Cnidaria, Anthozoa, Malacalcyonacea, Xeniidae. The coding region runs from base 627 to 1031 and encodes 134 amino acids. The record is from RefSeq and is a predicted model, not a curated record. The transcript has 5 exons.